AUGAGCGCCGAGUUCCUCCGCCCCGGCGGCACAGAGGGCCAGUACCUGUACGCAGAGGGCACGGCGAGCAAGGUCGGCCGCCGGAUGGCCUUUACGCGCAUCGACUUUUACAACGAGAAGGACCAGCUCGUUGCGUUUGGGAGCCACACGCACGCCGUCCUGCCCGAGAGCAAGCCGCAUGAGAUUGUCUUCUCGGAGGACGGUGAGAAGGCCAUCCCGGUGGCUCAGGGGAAACUCUAG
Messenger RNA from Trichosporon asahii var. asahii CBS 2479, 240 nucleotides. RefSeq lists its product as uncharacterized. The coding region runs from base 1 to 240 and encodes 79 amino acids. The transcript has a single exon. The record is from RefSeq and is a predicted model, not a curated record. Lineage: Eukaryota; Fungi; Basidiomycota; Tremellomycetes; Trichosporonales; Trichosporonaceae.